Messenger RNA from Archocentrus centrarchus (flier cichlid), 936 nucleotides. Its product is annotated as electrogenic sodium bicarbonate cotransporter 4-like. The record is from RefSeq and is a predicted model, not a curated record. Gene Ontology annotation, biological process: regulation of intracellular pH; transmembrane transport; monoatomic anion transport. The transcript is spliced from 4 exons. The coding region runs from base 244 to 609 and encodes 121 amino acids. Gene Ontology annotation, molecular function: sodium:bicarbonate symporter activity; solute:inorganic anion antiporter activity. Gene Ontology annotation, cellular component: plasma membrane. Lineage: Eukaryota; Metazoa; Chordata; Actinopteri; Cichliformes; Cichlidae.
UUUCUGGGUUUGGCACCAGCUGAGGAAACUCAUCAGUGACUUCUCCAUCUUCAUGUCCAUCAUGACGUUUGUUGGGCUGGAUAUGUUAAUGGGACUCAAAACUCCCAAGCUCAUAGUCCCAACAGAAUUUAAGCCAACUCGGCCGGAUCGCUGCUGGUUUGUGAUUACAAUUUGGGAAGAAUCCAUGGUGGAUGGUGUCUGGCCAGUUUAGUCCCUGCACUCCUCGUCACUAUCCUCGUCUUUAUGGACCAGCAGAUCAGCGCUGUCAUUGUUAACCGCACGGAGCACAAACCAAUAGUUCUGGGACAGGAUAAAGUUGUACAUGAUGCCUUCCACUACCUGCGUCAUGUUCCUCUCAGGAGGGUACAUCUGUUCACUCUGAUCCAGAUUACAUGUCUGGCUGUGCUCUGGGUCUUCAAGUCCACCUUCUUGGCCAUCAUAUUUCCAGUCAUGAUCCUGGGUCUGAUGGUGGUCAGAAAGAUGCUGGACAUGGUCUUCUCCCAGCACGACUUGGCUUGGCUGGAUGACCUCCUGCCUGAAAAAGACAGGAUGAUGACAAGAAGAAGGAGAAAGAGAAGCCCAAACCUGAUGAUAGAGAGGAAGAGGUGAGAAACUCAAGCUUCUGCUGCCCCCUACAGGACUGACAAACCAUAACAUGAGUGUGUGGCGACAAGAAGACAAGCUGCUUGAGUAAAUAUAAUUUUCUAGGCACAGGUUUUCAUGUGUGUGUUUGAUUCAAGACAGCUACCUAAUUAUUGCUAACAAAUAGAUAUUCCCUUCAUGUCUGUGGUGUUUCUACAAUGAAGGUGACUUCCAUUCCAUCAGCAGCAUUAUGCACCUGUCCUCUAAGGUCAUCGGUUCUCAACCUGGACUGAGGACAGGAGUGCAGCUCUAUACUUUCUGAGGUGUAUGCAGACAUGUUUUUGGCACAUUUCA